Messenger RNA from Pseudovirgaria hyperparasitica, 1540 nucleotides. RefSeq lists its product as uncharacterized. Lineage: Eukaryota; Fungi; Ascomycota; Dothideomycetes; Acrospermales; Acrospermaceae. The transcript has a single exon. The coding region runs from base 26 to 1264 and encodes 412 amino acids. The record is from RefSeq and is a predicted model, not a curated record.
GAUACUCUGUAAUAUUCGACCAAAAAUGCCAUCACCACAGGCACAAGCCAAACCAUCAACCGCGAAGUCCGAUUCUCAACCUCCGUCCAAGAUGAGCAAUACGACACCACAAAAUGCCCAACUCAUCUCGGAGCGCGAGAUUAAGCAGAAUUCAGGCGCAUCCGCCAGCAUGGCACUGCAAGCAAUGCAGAAAGCCUGGGAACUACGACAGGCCGCCAACGCCGCCGGCGACCCCAAUGCGCGCGAGGAGAUCCUCGCAAAGUCCAUUAACAAAGAGAUUGAAGCCGAGUCCUUCGGCAAGGCAGCCAAGUAUACACAAUCGGGCGCCUUCCAGGGCCUCGCUGCCGGAGCUGGGCUCGGAGUUCUGCCAGGUGUAACAUUGGGCAAAAUCACGGGGGCACUCGUCGGCGGGCUCGUUGCAACGGUGACGGGGCUAUUGGGCGGGGGUAUCGGCGCAGCAUAUGGGGCGCUGCAUGGGCCGAUGUGGGAUCUGGGCCAGCUGGCAAGCCACGGGGUACGGAGCGUGGUGGGUGACUUUCCGAACUGGAGCUCGACGCCAGCACAGAAGAGGGCGUUGGAGAAGAUGGUGAUGCAGACCAAGGAUACGCAAGCGCCGAGUAAGGAGGAGCUUGAGAGGAUGAAGGCCGAGGCACCGGAUGAUAUGCCGCAGACGUGGGCACAGUCGGUGAGGGACAUGACGAGUUGGAGGCCGUCAGUGCCGAGUCUGCCAGCUAUUCCUAGUAUGCCAUCGAUGAAGCAGGCUGGUGCUGCGAUGGGGCUGGGGGGACUAGGAGCUUCGUUGCCCGGUUGGGGAGGGGGUCCUACUCAGGGAUCGCAGCAGACUGGUGAGAAGGUUCAGAGUUCGCAAAAUACGUUGCCGAUUCCGGCUUCAAGGCCUAGCACCGAUGGACAGUCUUCGGAGCCGAAGUCACUGCAACCACAGGAAGCGCCCAGACCGAAGGAACCUCCGAAACCCAAAGAGGCGCCUCGUGUUACAAGAACAGACGAGACGAAGACUUCUCAGGGUGAAAAACGGCCUAUGACGGCGCCAAAGAAGCCAUCAAGGACUGAAUCACAAAAUACUGAGGUGGGCAAGCAGUCGAGCCCACAGUCGGAAAACAAAGAAAACAAACCGCCAGCGGUGUCGGCGCCUGAGAGACGAAAGCCGAGGAAGUUGGAAACAAGGAGUUUGAGCAGCAAGACAAGCUCAGAGAGCGCUACGAGACGGCCUCGAAAGCUGGAAACGCGAAAGUCGACAACGUAGUCAGGCAGUUGGUGAUGAUACCGGGAAGCAGACGUAGGGUUGAUUCAAGAAUUGAUAAUUACAACUCAUCGAAAUUGUGUUACAACAUCUUCAUCCUCACCUUGCUCAGUCAGAAGAACCCCUUUGUGCUUACUUCAUUCGAUAACGGUGUUCCUAGCUCUUUGUUGUUGCAUUCUGGGAGGCUGUCUCGUAAAGUGGUGAUGAGAGUAGUUUGAUUAUUGGUAAUGAUACUUAGGAGCAGUAUACAGAAGAAAUAGAUGAGCACCUUGAAACAUU